Molecule: messenger RNA, 1609 nt
Organism: Aspergillus versicolor CBS 583.65
Lineage: Eukaryota; Fungi; Ascomycota; Eurotiomycetes; Eurotiales; Aspergillaceae
Exons: 2
Coding region: 315-1313 (332 amino acids)
Biological process (GO): mRNA processing
Cellular component (GO): THO complex part of transcription export complex
Source: RefSeq, a predicted model, not a curated record
GACCUGCCGGUAUUCACGGAAAAUACGGAGGCAUGGCAGUCGCAGGAAAUAGUCUCAGGUUUGCAGCAAAUAGUUCGAAAGAGCAGCCCGCAAUGGGGGGUUUUGCAGAGGAGAACGGGAGGGUCACUGUCCGCCUAGCGUGUCGGAUCUUUCUCCAACUGACCUCGUCCGGACCUUCUCAGACCGCUUCCCCCCAUCACUGCUUCUCUUUUUAAACCAGAACCAAGCUUGCUCUCGGUGGCCGAACAAGUCAGACGCUCAAUCCCCCACACUUGUCGCUCAUCUUCAUCGCAGGGGGCAUAAGCACGUUCAGCAUGCCGUCCUACGGGCUCCUGGAUCAGGCGGACGAAGAUGCGCUCCAUAAGUCGCGCCUACUGAAUGUCGAAGAAAAGCCAUUCAAGAGAAUUUCCAAGCGCCUCCUGAACCCCGAAUCAAUCGUUAUUUCAAAUGCGACGCUUCCUCCCACGCCCCCACCCGACGGGACUGACGAAGAGGCUGCCGCGGCUGCGGAGGUGGAUAAGCAAAAGAGAUUGGAUGAGUGGCGCCAGUUCCGCGAAGAUGCAUCUUUGGAUUUUGCCGCCUUUGAAGGGAGCAUCGCUCGGAUACAGUUCUUACUCACAAGCAAUGAGAAAGAACGCGAGCGAUAUGUAGCCGAGAAAGAGCGGAUUCUUUCCACGAUGCAAGCCGUUCGCGAGAACACUACGGAACUACGCGUCCAACUGGAUGAAGCCCAACGGAUUUUGAUACUGCGAAAAAGCUACGAUGAACAGACAGAAAAGAUCACCAGCAAUCGCCUUUUGAAGCCGCGGGAAGAUCAGCAAGCAAAUCUGCAGAAGCUGCAGGCCGAGAUUGCCGAAUUGGAAAAUGAAAGCAAGGAUUACGCGAAGACGUGGGCAGAGAGACGAGAACAGUUCGGUCGCAUUGUGGAAGAGGGAAUGCAACUCCGACGACUGAUCCGCGACGAGAAAGAGGAAGUAGAGCGUCGAGAGGGCAUGCAGGAAGACGAGGAUGGAGACGACGGGGAAGUCUCAAAGGGGAAGAUAAGCGGUUCCAACACGCCUAGACUAGACCAAGAAAGCGUGACUCCCUCCCAGAGUCAAGACGAAGCGGGUCGCUCGCCUCUCGCCGUGCCCGAGAACAAACCAACUCCCGGGGCUGCAACGCCUCUACGACAAGUCACUACUGCUGAGGAAGAUGCGAACAUGGUAGACGAGGGCGAAGUGACGGCUGACGAGGGAGAACGACAUGACGAUUUAGAGGAAGGCGAGGAAUUACCAGAUGGCCGUAACGGCGACAAAAUGGACACUACAUAGAGGAUAUGAUGGUUUCUUUUAUGCAUUAUGGAGUCAGGAGUCAGGGGAUUGGCGUUCACAAUCGAAAAGAGUAUUCCUUAAUUUACAUACGCCUUGUCCUAGAUAACAUAUUUUCUAUUAAUUGGCGUUUCUUGUGCGCCUAUUGAAAGCUUCCCUGACCUUCACGCGAUCUCUCGCUCAGCAACUCUGGCACUCGCAAUGGCCUCUUUAGCGGCAUUGAUAUGUUCAACAUUGCUUUCGGCACCCUUCUUUCCUUCCUCGACCUAAUGAAAAUGUCAGCCGGAGUCGGCCUAUUU